Molecule: messenger RNA, 1317 nt
Organism: Akanthomyces muscarius
Lineage: Eukaryota; Fungi; Ascomycota; Sordariomycetes; Hypocreales; Cordycipitaceae
Exons: 2
Coding region: 1-1317 (438 amino acids)
Biological process (GO): mitochondrial transmembrane transport
Source: RefSeq, a predicted model, not a curated record
AUGAGCCGCCCUCCCACCAGCGUGCAGCUGGCAACGGCCGACAUCACAUCUCAAAACCAUGAUAGGAUAGAGCCUGUCCUGCCGCCCGUACCGCGGGUCACGCCGGCGCAAACCAUGGUCUCAGCGCUGACGGGCAGUCUGAUCACCUCUUUGCUCGUUACACCCCUUGACGUCGUCCGAGUCCGACUUCAGUCGCAGAAGCCUCCCGUGUCCGCCGUCGAUUUCUCCAAGCUCGCCCUCACGCCCCAUUCCCUCACCCCGAUCCAAACCGCCAAUCUUGGAGUUACAGCAUGCUGCCGCGAAGUUUUUUUUGCUGGCAACAAUGCCGAAAUUUGCUUGGCCGCGCCGCAAAUCGAAGGCAUCACGGCUGGUGUGGCCGGUGCUCGCGCUCACGACUGUGCUGUUCAAGAAGUGGAAAAGAAGACGUACAAGUCAACGAUAGAUGGCCUGCGCAAGAUUGCCCGCAACGAAGGCGUCACAACCCUGUGGCGUGGGUUAUCCCCGACUCUGGUCAUGACCAUCCCCGCCAACAUUAUCUACUUUACUGGCUAUGAUUAUCUGCGAUACAAUCCCAAUAGCCCGCUUUCGAACCUCUCGCCCGACUAUGCGCCGCUCGCCGCCGGUUCUAUUGCUCGAGUGAUCGCCGUCGCUGCCGUUAACCCCAUUGAGCUUUUUCGCACUCGCAUCCAAGCAUUUCGGGGCUCUGCCUCUGGCCACUUCAUGGAGACGCUGGGUGGCAUUCGUACCAUGGUUGCCACUCAAGGGUACACCUCGCUUUGGAGAGGAUUCAACUUGACUCUCUGGCGAGAUGUGCCAUUCUCUGGGCUCUACUGGUGGGGAUACGAGACGCUGCGCGCCAAAUUCACAGACAUGCGUGAAGAGCGGCGAGGUCGGUCGCUGUCGCGCGAUGAGGACAUCUUGACUGCCCGACGUCGUUCGCAAAGCAACGAGAAGCAGUCUGAGACGUUUCUCGACAGCUUCGCGGCUGGUGCACUCUCUGGCGCGUUUGCAUCCAUUGUCACCAUGCCCUUUGAUGUCGGCAAGACGAGAACGCAAAUCUACAAUGAUGGCACCGUCCGGAAAACUGUCGGUGCAGCAGCAGGAACCGCUCCAGAAGAGCAACACAUGAUUCGACUUUUGUGGCACAUUUUCAAAACCGAAGGCAUCGCCGGACUCUGGAGCGGCUGGAUUCCUCGAACACUCAAAGUUGCACCCGCCUGCGCCAUCAUGAUUAGCAGCUACGAAGUCGGCAAGCGAGCUUUCCAAGCCAUCAACGCGCGCACGGCACAAACGGAGGAGCAAGAGCUCGAAAGAUAG